Messenger RNA from Aspergillus steynii IBT 23096, 2094 nucleotides. Its product is annotated as putative cell wall protein. Bases 1 to 2094 code for a protein of 697 amino acids. The record is from RefSeq and is a predicted model, not a curated record. NCBI's taxonomy places the organism in Eukaryota, Fungi, Ascomycota, Eurotiomycetes, Eurotiales, Aspergillaceae. The transcript is spliced from 3 exons.
AUGCGUUCCAACAACCUUCUCAUGCUCGCCAGCUUGGCGAGCUACGGUCUCUCCCUUCCCACUGCUGACCUGGAAUCUCGUACCUUCGGUCUCAUCCCCGGCAUUGUGUCCGGUGUCGCCCAUGACUUGACCGGUCUCAUCGGACUUCUCCUCGGUGAGGGUGGCCAGACUCCCGCGAGCCUCCUUUCCGGUAUCAGCGCUCGGGCAGCUGCGGCCCUGGAAGGUGGUGCUCUGGGAUGCAAGGCUGGUGAUGUCCACGCUCAUGCCCGUGCGGAGCUGGCCGCCUGGGUUCGCGCCCACGCCGACCUCCACCUCGAGGCCUCUCUGAAGACCGCUCUCCUGGACUGGUGUGACGGUGAAGACUCCGCCACCCUGUCUGUGGGCACCUGCGCCGGUCUGUCGCUGUUCAUCCCCACCUGUGCCGACAUCGCCGCCAAGGGUGACCUGUACGUCACCAUUGAUGGUAUCUUCUCGACUGCCGAGCUCGCCGCCGAGGUCGUCCUCAACGCCUCUGCUUCGUCUCACCUGUCUGCUUUCAUCUCGGGCCACCUUGGUGCCGCCCUUGAUGCUAAGAUCAAGGCUGGUCUCGGCCUCUGCGCUGGUGGUGGUGUUGUCACCGACCUGUCUGCGGAGAUCGUUGCUGCCCUGAAGGCCUGGCUCCACGGCUCCGACUGCUCCCUGAGCGCCUCCCUGAAGGUCUCCGUGAUCGCCUGGCUGGAGGGCAAGCUCGAGGGUGACGUCGUUCACCUCGGCUCUCUCCCCACUGGUGGAAUUGCCACCAUCUCCGCCGGUUCCGCCGUUGAGGCUCUCAUCGAGGAGAGCGGUGCUCUUUCUGCCAGCGCCAAGGCCUCCAUCGCUGCCUUCCUCAAGUCCGAAGUCUCCGCCAACAUCGAAGCCGAUAUCAAGACUGCUCUCCAGCUCUGCAUCAAGGGCGGCCUCGCCACCAGCCUCGACGUUGAGGUCCGCACUGCUCUGGCCACCUGGCUCUCCGGUUCCAGCUGCCGUCUUGGAGCUGAGAUCAAGUCUGUCCUCAUCCUCUGGCUCUCGUUCGCUGUCUCCGGUGAAGCCUCCGUCGACAUUCACUCCGGUCUCAUCACCGAGCUCACUUCCUUCCUUGAGGGCACCGUUGAGACCGUUCUUGGUGGCAGCAUCCGUGGCAUCAUCUCUCUCCUCAUCUCUGGCCAGAGCUUCGUCUCCCUCUCUCUUGAGGCUCGUGCUCAGCUCGUUGCCAUCUGCGGUGGUGCCGCCAGCGUUGAGAUCGACAGCCACAUCCAGCUCAUCCUCAUUGGCAUCAUCUCCGGCUGCGACACCGGUGCUGGCACUGGCACCCACACUGGCUCUUCCUCGGGCGUUCCCAGCAUCCCCGCUGCUACUCCCUCGGGCUCUUCUCCCGUCAUCCCCGGUGCCUCUUCCACCGCUGGUGUCCCCGAAGUCUCUACCCCCGUUGUCCCCGGAGGCCCUGCUCCCACUGGUACCGUCCCUGCUCGCGGUGAUGUUCCCUCUGGCUCCGUUCCUUCCGGCCCCGCUCCCACUGGAACCGCUCCCUCCGGCGGCGAUGUCCCCUCCGGCACUGCUCCCGUCGAGGCCAGCUCCACUCCUUGUGACACUCUGACCUCCGAGAACGUUGUUCCCAUCGUUACCGGCUCCGAGGGUGUCUCCUCUGGUACAGUCCCUGCUGGCGGUGAAGUCCCUGCCCCCACUGGUACCAUCCCCGCUGGCGGCAACGUCCCCUCUGGCUCUGCUCCCUCCGGACCGGCUCCCUCUGGACCCGCCCCCUCCGGCGGCGACCCUGCUCCCUCUGGCACCUCCCCUGCUGGAGGUGAGGUCCCCUCCGGCCCUGCUCCUUCGGGUCCUGCUCCCACUGGCACCGCUCCCUCCGGUGGUGAGGUCCCCGUCCCCAGCGGUGGUGCUUCUACUACCCCCUGUGACACCCUGACCUCCGAGAACGUCGUCCCCAUCGUUACCGGCUCCGAGAGCGUUCCCACUGGCACUGCCCCUAUCACCACGGCCCCUGUGCCCGCUGCCAGCUCCGGCCCUGGCCCCAAGGUGGUCACCAUCACCACCACCGUCAGCGUCUCCGCCUGUGAGCUCUAA